Spirodela intermedia is the source of this 1992-nucleotide messenger RNA. The record is from the annotation of a GenBank genome assembly. Lineage: Eukaryota; Viridiplantae; Streptophyta; Magnoliopsida; Alismatales; Araceae.
AUGGAAACACAGGAGGACGCCCCGCUACCGAUAGAGGGCGUCGUCGACCACCUCGGGCAGCCGAUCUUCUCCCGGGGAGCCGCCGGCGGCUGGCCCUCCGCCGCCUUCAUCAUCGGUAAGUGCCUCCCGCCACCGUCUUCUUUCUCCGCUUUUCAGUGAGACACGGCGACCACCAGUGACCAAAAUCUCCGCCACCGCCGUUGUGCUGAAGGGGCCGAGUUGUCGGAGAAUUUCGCCCACACCGGCAUCUCCAUGAACCUCAUCAGCUACCUGACGGGACCCUUCCAGGAGUCCACUGCCUCCGCCGCCGCCAACAUGAACACGUUGACCGGGGUGUCCCUGAUGCUCCCCCUCCUCGGCGGAUUCAUCGGCGACUACUUCCUCGGGCGCUACCGCACCACCGUCGUAUCCUCCCUUCUUUACGUCCUGGUUCGUUCCUGCUCUCCAUCCGAAAUCGUCUUGUGGUCAGACCCUUGACAAAUCCUCGCCAUAUUGCUUACAAAUUCGUCUAAUUGUACCUUGAAAAGAAGGGCUACUGGUUUUACGCGACGAAGAAUUUACUCACCGUACAUCGGGUGUACCCUUCUGCCGUAUGAUCUACAUCCCUGCAGGGUCUGGCGAUGCUGGUGGCUUCAGCGGUGGCGCCGUCGCUCCGUCCACCGGAGUGCGGCAGCGACAGCGGCAGCCGGGAGAGCUGCCUCCCCUCCCAAUUCCAGAUUGCGUUCUUCUUCUCCGCAUUGUACCUGGUGGCUGUCGCGCAGGGCGGUCACAAGGCCUGCACGCAGGCCUUUGGGGUCGACCAGUUCGACGGCGACGACCCAAAAGAGUGCAGGUCCAGGGGCUCCUUCUUCAACUGGCUACACUUCGGGGUCUCCAGUGGCAUGGCGUUCACGGUGCUGCUGAUGUCUUACGUCCAGGACAACAUCGGCUGGGGACUCGGAUUUGGGCUGCCUUGUGCUUCCAUGGCGAUCUCCCUCGUCCUCUUCUUGGCCGGUACGAGGACCUACCGCUACUGCGCUCCCUCCGGCAAGAACCCCCUCGCGCAGCUCGCCGGAGCCGACUGCAAUUUCUCGAGCAGCCAGCGUGGGCUGCCCCACGAAGAAGCGAAGGAAGCUCUCCUCCGUGGGGGGUAAGGAUCCUCCGGACCCUGGAAAAGCCUGUUCUAAUGUAAACAUGAUCUUCUCAUUCCUCAUGGGGUUCCCACUCUGCAGGUCUGCCGGGGAGGAGGAGGGUGUCGCAGAGGGUCCUCGAGCGGUCCUCAGAUUGCUCCCAAUCGGGGUAACCUGCUUGCUGUACGCCGUUGUGCUUGCCCAGUCCACGACCUUCUUCACGAAGCAGGGCAGCACCAUGGACAGAAGAAUCACCCCCUCCUUCCUCGUCCCCCCUGCGGCGCUCCAGAGCUUCAUCCACCUCUCCGUCCUAGCCUUCGUGCCCAUCUACGACCGCCUCUUCGUCCCUAUAACCAGAGCCUUCACCGGGCGGCCCUCUGGCUUGACGAUGCUCCAGAGGAUCGGCGUCGGCAUGGUUCUCUCAAUCUUCGCCGUGGCCAUCGCCGCCAAGGUGGAGACGAAGAGGCUCCAAACCGCCAGAGACCUCGGACUGGUAGACUUACCUGGCGUCGCCAUCCCCAUGAGCCUGUGGUGGCUCGUUCCUCAGUAUGUCCUCUUCGGGGUCUCCAGCGUCUUCACCGUGGUGGGUCUGCAAGAGUUCUUCUACGACCAGGUGCCCGUCUCGAUGAGGAGCUUGGGCUUCGCCCUCUAUCUGAGCAUCUUCGGCGUUGGGAGCUUCAUCAGCGGCUUCUUCAUCUUGGUAAUCGAGAACGUGAGCACCUGGUGGGGGGAGGACUGGUUCUCCGACAACCUGAAUCGUGCCCACCUCGACUACUUCUACUGGUUUUUGGCGGCGCUGAGCUCCGUCGAGCUCCUCUUGUACCUCUACUUGGCUCGUUCCUUCGUCUACAAGCAGAGAAAGAAGGGGAGCGGCGCUGCCUGA